CGUGCCGCGGUGCAGGGCGGGACUCCGGGCAGGGGUGGUCAGCGUGUGCGAGGGCCGCCAUCUUUCUUUCCACGGAAGGAGCACGGCAGCAGUAUGGGGCACCAGCAGCUCUACUGGAGCCACCCCAGGAAGUUCGGUCAGGGCUCCCGCUCCUGCCGCGUGUGCUCCAACCGCCACGGCCUCAUUCGCAAGUACGGGCUGAAUAUGUGCCGGCAGUGCUUCCGCCAGUACGCCAAGGACAUCGGGUUUAUCAAGCUGGACUGAGCACCAGGAGGAUGAAGCUGUGACCAGAAGCUCCCAGGGCUUCCCUGGGCCUCCCUGACACAUCUGCAGCAUCUUGGCACAGCUCUAAUCAAUAAAUAGUCUUUCCACCUGA
Molecule: messenger RNA, 376 nt
Organism: Pezoporus flaviventris
Lineage: Eukaryota; Metazoa; Chordata; Aves; Psittaciformes; Psittacidae
Gene: RPS29
Product: ribosomal protein S29
Exons: 3
Coding region: 94-264 (56 amino acids)
Biological process (GO): translation
Cellular component (GO): ribosome; cytosolic small ribosomal subunit
Molecular function (GO): zinc ion binding; structural constituent of ribosome
Source: RefSeq, a predicted model, not a curated record